UGCUCUCCAGGAAAGAUGGCACGGGCUGGGGAAGAAGCCGGGGACAGUCGGCUGGUGUCUGGACGGGAGCCACGAUCACGCAUCAUCAGAGUGUCUGUCAAGAGCCCACAAGACUGCCAGGAAUUCAUGCUGGCAGAAAAUAGCAGCAUCCGCCACUUUAAGAAACAGAUCUCCAACCGCCUUCAGUGUGACGCGGACAGACUGGUGCUCAUCUUCUCCGGAAAGAUCCUCCGGGACCAAGAUCUACUGAGCCAGCGAGGCAUCCUCGAUGGCACGACGGUCCACUUGGUGGUGAGGACCCAUGGGAGAGGGACUCUGCCCGCUCCUGGCACCCUGCCGGGCCCCACCCUCUGCUGCGCUCCCCGUGCCGAACCGUCCCCCUGGGAGAGGCUGUGCCGCCUGGCCCGGAGCUCUCCCGACCUGGCCAACUUCCUUGGCCAGCUGGCUCAGCUCCUGACGGCUAUGCCUGAGUCUGCGGGGCAUCUCUUGGAAGACCCUAUGGUCCAAGGCCUGGCCAAUGAGAAACCAGCCAAUGCCGGCCCUGUCCCUGCGUCUUCGAGGCCAGUACAGAAACCGGGGCCAGUUCUGAAAGCCCUGGGAGACCGGCAGGAGCCGGCCCAGCAACAGGAAGCCCUGCCAGCAGACAGGCAGGGGCUGGAGGCCUUGAAGGCAGUGCCAGGUGGUGACAAUGCCAUGCACCUGGUCUGCUCUGACAUCCAGCACCUCAUGCUCUCCACUCUGGCCCCACUGGUCGCUUCCAAAGGCCACAGCCCAGGUUCAGAGGCUUGCGGAGGGGGAGCCAGUCCUCACAGCGUUGCUAACACCACAGCCUCUGCACCUGCCAGGCCGUUGGCACAGGAAGUCAGUGCAGGCGUAGCUGCCCAGGCCAGGGGCCUGGUGUCAAACCAGGCCAGUUCCGGAUGCAGGAGCGGAGCGUCAGACUUGUACUCGGCCCAGGGGAGCCAGCGGCCCAUCGAGAAAGCCCCUCCCGCCAGUCAGCUGAGCCCGCCCCCCACUGCCUUGCGCAGAGCCUUCCACGUCCUGCAGCGGAACCCAGCAUUGCUCCAGCAGCUGGCCCCGGACAGCCCCCUUCGACAUCAGAUGCCACCCCUUCCCAUACUCACCAACCCACGGGCACUGCAGGCAUUGAUACAGAUAGAAAAGGGCCUGCAGAUACUGUCCCAGGAGGUGCCCGGGUUGGGACCUUGUUUAUGGGGUCCCGGCAGGCCACGUGGGGCUACAAGCGCUUCUGAACCCAGGGCCGGAGGGCAGGGUCCUAGAGGGCAGCCCACCUUGGCCGUUCUCCAGCUCCUCCACGCUCUGGCCAGUGCCUGCUCCCAGUCCACCCCGUCCUCACGCCCCCUCACUGAAGGGCCCUACCAGCAAGAACUGGAGCAUCUGAAGGCCAUGGGUUUUGCCAACCGUGAUGCCAAUCUUCAGGCCCUCGUGGCCGCAGGCGGAGACAUCCAUGCUGCCGUUGAGAGGCUGCUGGGGGUACCAGAGGCCUAG
This is a messenger RNA of Phacochoerus africanus (Common warthog), 1509 nucleotides long. RefSeq names its product ubiquilin-3-like. The record is from RefSeq and is a predicted model, not a curated record. Gene Ontology annotation, cellular component: cytosol. The transcript has a single exon. Gene Ontology annotation, molecular function: polyubiquitin modification-dependent protein binding. The coding region runs from base 16 to 1509 and encodes 497 amino acids. Gene Ontology annotation, biological process: ubiquitin-dependent protein catabolic process. Lineage: Eukaryota; Metazoa; Chordata; Mammalia; Artiodactyla; Suidae.